Molecule: messenger RNA, 13415 nt
Organism: Anolis carolinensis (green anole)
Lineage: Eukaryota; Metazoa; Chordata; Lepidosauria; Squamata; Anolidae
Gene: b3galt1
Product: beta-1,3-galactosyltransferase 1
Exons: 8
Coding region: 3268-4248 (326 amino acids)
Cellular component (GO): Golgi membrane
Molecular function (GO): N-acetyl-beta-D-glucosaminide beta-(1,3)-galactosyltransferase activity
Source: RefSeq, a predicted model, not a curated record
GGCGAGAGCGAGCGGGACCGAGAGGCAGCGCGAGCGCCAGAGCCAGAGGCGUGAUGCUGGCGAAAUGGGGAGCCGGGCAACAGAGGAUGCGGGGACUCCGCUGAAGGCGCGGCGGGGGCUGCCCAGACGCCGCCUCCGAUGAAGCAGAUCUGGAUUCAGAAAAAAAGCAUAUGGUGGGUUGCUGUGAGUCUUUCGGGCUGUGUGGCCAUGUUCCAGAAGCUUUCUCUCCUGACGUUUCACCCACAUCUGUGGCAGGCAUCCUCAGAGCUUGUGAGGUUUGACAACAUGCAGCCCAAUCAGCUUUGGUGUUGAAUGGGGAAAACCCAGUCAAAUGGAGCAGAUAAUGAAGUACUACAACAAUACAGAUGAGACAGAACUAUGUCAUAAUAUCCAGAAACAGAAUAGAAACAGAAAAAACAGAACAUCUUAAAACAUUGGAUCAAAUCUUGAGCAAGGACAUUUAUCAAUCGCAAUCCAGAUUUCAAGAUGGCAGCAGCUAUGUCAUGGAAGAUUUAAGAAGAAAACAAGUCAAAUGAUGCAUUUCUGAAAAAAAGGUGGAAGGAGACAAAGCAUUACCAAGGUUAUCUUUUAAUCUGCUGUCAAUUGGGGAUUGGGAACAGACUCCGUUCGAUGCUGCUGUUGUAUGACGAAUGAACCAGAAACAGUACCUCGCUUCAGGCUGCUCAGAUCAAACUUCAAACAAGAUCCUCAACCUCACACCUGAUGCUCUUUCAACUGGACCAUAUUCUCGGUCACAGACUUGUUUUUCUCUUUUCCGAAUCUGAGCAACCAGAGUUGCUUCUGGAGUGAGAGAAUUGGCCGUCUGCAAGGACAUUGCCCAGGGGACACCCAGAUAUUUUGAUGUUUUUACCAUCCUUGUGGGAGGCUUCUCUCAUGUCCCCGCAUGGAGCUGGAGCUGAAAGAGGGAGCUCAUCCGCGCUCAUCCGCGAACCUGGCAGAUUUCAGGUCAGCAACCCAACCCUCAAGUCAUGAGGCUUUUAUCCCCCAGGCCACCAGAGGCUUUUCUUAUGCUUCUGCAAGUGUUUAAAGUGUAGGUCUUCUUCUGAAUGAGCACAGACCACAUUGUAAUCCGCAUAUUGGAGUUCUAUGACAGAUGUCGUUGUGACCUUGGUUUUGGCUUUCAGUCUACUAGUUUCUAGGUAAUAUCUAUCUUGUCAGGAUAGAAGCUGGAUCAAGUAAAGAAAACCAACACCUUUAUCACCUUUACCCCUUCAUUUGAAGGGACGAACACUCAGAGUAAAGCCCCAUAAACCUUUAAAAUCCUUUUCUCUGUGCUAUAAGAGAGCCCCUAUAGCAUAUUGCACAUUUAUUUGUCUAAGUGCUAGAUGGGACUCCUUUGUAUUACAGCCACAGCAAUACUGUUUGGAACAAAGUGGUACAGUAGAGUCUCAGUUAUCCAAGCUAAAUGGGCCGGCAGAAGCUUGGAUAAGCGAAUAUCUUGGAUAAUAAGGAGGGAUUAAGGAAAAGCCUAUUAAACAUCAAAUUAGGUUAUGAUUUUACAAAUUAAGCACCAAAACUUCAUGUUAUACAACAAAUUUGACUGAAAAAGUAGUUCAAUAUGCAGUAAUGUUAUGUUGUAAUUACUGUAUUUACGGAUUUAGCAUCAAAAUAUCAUGAUAUAUUGAAAACAUUGACUACAAAAACGGCUUGGAUUAUCCAGAGGCUUGGAUUAGCGAGGCUUGGCUAAGUGAGACUCUACUGUACUAAAUUGAAAAGCUGUGUGAAGACAUUCUGAAGGAUGAGCUUGAAAACUCCUAGCCUAGGAAAUGUCUAGUAAAUGUCAAGAGUCUCACAUUGUUUGUUGCUCAUGAUAUUGUGUUGAUUUAUGAGACGCUGGUUCAUUAUCCAGUUCAGUGAGUUCAGUCUUAAUAUGGUUUCAUGAGUUCUUGUCUGCACAUUAGUAUCAGCCCUUGUCAUUUUGACACAGAUUAAUUGAAAACCAUGUUGGUGUGAAGAUAGACUUUGGUAUCAUCAAGGCUAUUGUCAUCCUGUUGGGAAAGUCACAACCGAAGCUUGUUGCACCUAAGCGUCUUUAUGAGUGUUUGAGGAAAGAGCACAACAAAGAUUGAGAAAAAAGCUGAGAAAAUAGUUUGUCUGAAGUGCUGAGAAUAACAAUAAGAUAAGCAUAACCAACAUCGUGAGAAAUAUUGACCUAGAUCCAAUAAAGGCACUAGUGAGUUCACAUUGGUGGGAGUGAGAGUGGGGUGUAGGUUGGCAUGAGGAGAUAUACUAACCUCCUUCCACAAAAUUUUCCGUUUGUGUACCAGCAUAAGUGCAACUUAGCCUGGUGUUUGUCACUAUUUCUAUUGCUGGUACAGUUUUCCCUCACUUAUUGCGGGGGUUAGGUUCCAGGACCACCCGCAAUAAGUGAAAAUCCGGGACACUAUAUUUAUUUUAAUAAUAUUUAUGCAUUAUUUUAGUAGUUAUAAACUAUUUUAAGUCUUUAUCAACCAAUCGUGUGUUGAUAAAUCACCUCCUUUUCCUCCCGUUGCCACUUGGGCUCCUGUUCUCUCCCUUUGGCUUCUCCUUCCUCCCUUCCUUAGGCUGUAAAUUGCAAUUUUUAUGACUUAUAAUCAUCUUUUAGAGUUUAUUGAAAAACCGCGAAACAGCGAAUCCGCGAAAAGUGGACCGCAAAGUAGUGAGGGAACACUGUAUAAUAAAACGUUUGGUUAAAUGACAUUGUAAGAUGUCCUUGCCCUAAAUAAAAGGAGCAAAAAGUAGAGAAGAUCUCACUGUGUUGGUGUUCUAAAUCUUUCCUUAAGUAAAUAACAUUACCGGUUGAGCAUCCCAUGUCUGGAAUUCUGAAAUCCAAAAUUCUUCAAAAUCCCAAACUGUCCACAUGGGUGGUUGAGAUAGUGAUACCUUUGCUUUCUGAUGGUUCAGUGUACCCACAAUUUGUUUUAUGCACAACGUUAUUAAAAUAUUUGUAUAAAAUUACUUUCAGGCUAUUCCUGCAAGGUCCAUAUGAUGAAAAAACAAUGACUUCAAUGUUUAGACCUGGGUCCCAACUCCAAUUAUGCAAUUACAGAAAUAACACGUCACCCCAGGCAAUGGAGACUAAUGCCUACCAAGUGAAGAAACACCAUUUGGGCUUUAAAUCAUUUCAGUGGUCUCCAUGAAUAAGUAUGCUUUUCUGUGUCGAACUUUAAGGCCCAGAAAAUAACAUGCUGCCUCUGUGGAGCCAAACGGUGGUAAUGGUUAAGAAGAUACUCAUUCAUUUUGCUGAAUAGAAGAGCACCAAGAACAAUGGCUUCCAAAGUCUCGUGUUUGUAUGUCCUGACAGUCGUGUGCUGGGCGAGUGCUCUUUGGUACUUGAGCAUAACACGUCCCACUUCGUCCUACACAGUUCACAAAACGUACGAUAGCAUCUCAAUGGCUAGAAAAAACGUCUCCUUUGGCAAUAUCAGGACUCGGCCAAUAAAUCCUCAUUCGUUUGAUUUCCUCAUCAACGAGCCAGAGAAGUGCGAGAAGAAUGCCCCCUUCCUGGUAAUCCUCAUCAGCACAACGCAUAAAGAAUUUGAUGCCAGGCAGGCCAUUCGAGAGACCUGGGGAGAUGAGAACAACUUCAAGGGCAUUAAAAUCUCCACUAUUUUUCUUUUGGGGAAAAACACAGACCCUGUGUUAAACCAGAUGGUGGAGCAAGAAAGUCAAAUUUUCCAUGACAUUAUUGUGGAAGAUUUCAUUGACUCCUAUCACAACCUGACUCUGAAAACGCUCAUGGGAAUGCGGUGGGUGGCUACCUUUUGUUCAAAAGCCAAGUAUAUCAUGAAAACAGACAGCGAUAUUUUUGUAAAUAUGGACAACCUUAUUUACAAAUUGCUUAAACCCAACACUAAGCCAAGAAGGAGGUACUUCACUGGCUAUGUUAUCAAUGGAGGCCCAAUCAGGGACGCCCGUAGCAAAUGGUACAUGCCGAGGGAUUUGUAUCCUGACAGCAACUAUCCACCGUUUUGCUCAGGCACUGGCUACAUUUUUUCAGCUGAUGUGGCCGAGAUGAUUUACAAAACAUCUCUCCACACUAGACUUCUUCAUCUUGAGGAUGUAUACGUGGGACUCUGUCUGCGGAAGCUUGGCAUCCACCCUUUCCAAAACAGCGGCUUUAAUCACUGGAAGAUGGCAUACAGCCUGUGCAGAUACCGGCGUGUUAUCACAGUGCAUCAGAUAUCCCCCGAGGAGAUGCACAGGAUUUGGAAUGACAUGUCAAGCAAGAAGCAUCUCAGAUGUUAGGACUUUUUAUAGAUGUAAAUACUUUUUUUGGAUUUUUUGUUUAGUUGGUUGUUCUUGUUUUUCAUCAAAGUAUAAACAGAUAUAAUUCAGCAAUGGGAAAUUAACUUCCAAGAGGGGAAAAGUCUUUGAUAUGCUUUGCUUGGUUGGUCUUUGGAGCUUCCGCCUCUGGUUGUAAAUGGUAGGCUCUGUUCAUAAUAUCAUCUGUCUUGUCCAGUGUCACAGCAUCACAUAAGAGAACAAAUGCCCACAAGUUCUCUAAUCCAUUUCCAUGCUGUCUCUGGAAUAAGAACUGUCCUUUUAGACUCGGGUGGCUAAUUCAAAUGUCCAAGUGGCUGUUUCAUAUUGCCUUCAGAUUCUUGUUUUUAAAAAGAAGCCUUAUGCUCACUGAACUGAAUGUGAAUGUUCCAAGCUAAAGAAUGUCAUUAUGCUCUUAUUUACCAUAUAAGAUGAUAUUUUUUUCAGUGAUUACCGAAGAUCCAUUUAAAUACAGAAUGACAUUUGAUUGGGAAAUUACAAUGGCAUAAGUAGGACUUACACUGUGGAAGUCAUAAUUGUGUUCCAACCACAUGAUAGCCAAAAAUCCUCUCCCCUUAACAACAAAAAGCAAAAUCAGUAUAACCUUCUCCAAACCUAUUUAUUGCUGUAUUGUUAGAGAGCAGGAGUGUGUUGCAAGGAUUGGGAAAUUACAACGGCAUAAGUAGGACUUACGCUGUGGAAGUUAUAAUUGUGUUCCAACCACAUGCUAGACAAAAAUCCUCUCUCCUUAACAACAAAAAGCAAAAUCAGUAUAGCCUUCUCCAAACCUAUUUAUUGCUGUAUUGUUAGAGAGCAGGAGUGUGUUGCAAGGAUUGGGAAAUUACAACGGCAUAAGUAGGACUUACGCUGUGGAAGUUAUAAUUGUGUUCCAACCACAUGAUAGCCAAAAAUCCUCUCUCCUUAACAACAAAAAGCAAAAUCAGUAUAGCCUUCUCCAAACCUAUUUAUUGCUGUAUUGUUAGAGAGCAGGAGUGUGUUGCAAGGAUUGGGAAAUUACAACGGCAUAAGUAGGACUUACGCUGUGGAAGUUAUAAUUGUGUUCCAACCACAUGAUAGACAAAAAUCCUCUCUCCUUAACAACAAAAAGCAAAAUCAGUAUAGCCUUCUCCAAACCUAUCAAUUGCUGUAUUGUUAGAGAGCAGGAGUGUGUUGCAAGGAUUAGGAAAUUACAAUGGCAUAAGUAGGACUUACACUGUGGACGUCAUAAUUGUGUUCCAACCACAUGAUAGACAAAAAUCCUCUCCCCUUAACAACAAAAAACAAAAUCAGUAUAGCCUUCUCCAAACCUAUCAAUUCCUGAAUUGUUAGAGAGCAGGAGUAUUUUGCAAGGACGACACUUGCAGAGACAAGAACCCCUGGACGUCCCUACUGAGGCUAAUAAUGGGAGACCUAGUUAUUGAAACAUUGUUCUGUGACUCACAUACAUCUUCCUUUACACGAUCUCAAGCAUGUUUAUCCCCUAGUACAAACAUAAUGAGAUUUUUUUUCCAGAAAUCAUGCCAGGGUUCCAAAAGGCCUGUUGUAGAUUUCCAUCCCACUGUUCUUUCCCCCCCAAAAAACCUUCCAACAUCAGACAUUCAUCUGUCCAGAAUCUACUGCGCAGUAACUGAAAUACAGUAGAGUCUCACUUAUCCAAGCUAAACGGGCCGGCAGAAGCUUGGAUAAGCAAAUAUCUUGGAUAAUAAGGAGGGAUUAAGGAAAAGCCUAUUAAACAUCAAAUUAGGUUAUGAUUUUACAAAUUAAGCACCAAAACAUCAUGUUAUGCAACAAAUUUGUCAGAAAAAGUAGUUCAAUACGCAGUAAUGCUAUGUAGUAAUUACUGUAUUUACGAAUUUAGCACCAAAAUAUAUCGAUAUAUUGAAAACAUUGACUACAAAAAUGACUUGGAUAAUCCAGAAGCUUGGCUAAGCAAGGCUUGGAUAAGUGAGACUCUACUGUAAUGCAAAAAGAUACUCUUGAAAUAAAAAAAAAUUAAAAAAUCAACAAUAUCUUUGUGCUUUCAAUUCACAGUUUUCAUCUCAUGUUCCCCGACUUAGAUUUUAAGCCUAUGACCAUGCACCUAUGAUUAAUCCUUCUGGACACAAUUUGACUUAAUUCAGAACACCUAUCUAUAGUUUGAUGUGUCUUGGCAGAGAUUAAUAUCUAUACCCCAUAAUGUAGCAAUGCAUAUUUUUCAUUUCCUCACAUCAAAUGCAAAAUAAGACCUCAAAAUAAAUCCAUAUAUUAACUCAGUGCUAAAAGAUAAAGCAGAAAACAUGUGGCAGAAAAUGCAUGCUGAAUCACAAGAAGGAAAAAAUAUGUAUUAAAGUUUGUAAAGAUAAUAAAUGGUAUCAUUUUCCCUUCUUGAAAUGAAAUGUCACUUUUUAAUGAGCAGUUUAUUCACCAAAAAUUUAAUUAUACCAUUUUCUUACAUUUGUACAGACAAUAUUAAAACAUCAGGAGGAUUUCCAUAUGCGUAGGAAGAAAUAUGCAAUACAAUCCAAUAAACUAAUGUGCUAAUUACUGGACAAAAAGAUAAGGAAGUCCACAGCAAACACUUCGGCUAUGACAGUGUUAAAACACACAUUUGUUUAAUUUUUUUAAAAGUGUCUUUAAAAGAGCCCAAGGAAAUUAUCAAUUAUGAAAAGGCUACUCACUGGAAUUAUAGAACUGCGGUUUGUAGAUAUAAGCAUAAUUAGAGUUUUUGACAAUUACAAUGCCCAUGAGCUAAAUAGAGAGCCAGCAAAAAAGGAGAAGGUUGAAAUGAAUCCCAUUUUUCUAUUUACUGCUCCAUGUGUGCCAUUCCCGAUAGCACUAACUUGUAAUAACAUUGAAAAGCAAGUGCUCAUCACAAUCUGAGAGGCACACUGCCAACUUUGGAAUAACGUUGAUAAAGGCAAUGACAUAGGCAAUAGCCAACAUUUUUUUAAAAAUGAAACCCGACAGUUUCAGAAUCAACCAAUAUUUUGAAAAUGGGCUGUACAUGAAAAGUGCCAGUUAGUCGUCCCUCAUUGUCCCCACAUCUUAAGAAAAGAGAGAGGGCAAUUCUCGCUUUUACUCAAUUCAGUUGGGCAAUCAAACUGAGUUCCUUGAAAACAACUAUUAUUUCCAAGCCAGACAUUCUUUCCAUGCUUUUCUCCAAAGGUCUAGGGGCAACUUGUCUCUUUUUCAUCCCGUUCAAGCUCGUGAAAAAAAGAGAGGUAAAACGGUCAGAAAAACAGAACACUGAAUUGGCUAAUAAUAAUAAUAAUAAUAAUAAUAAUAAUAAUAAUAAUAAUAAUAAUAAUAACAACAACAACAACUUUAUUCUUAUACCCCGUCCCAUCUCCCCGAAGGGACUCGGGGCGGCUUACAUGGGGCCAAGCCUGGACACAACAAUAUAAAAGCAAAACAAUAAAACAGAUCAAUCAAUAAAAACAAGUCAUAAAAAAACCACAUACAAAAAAUGAUAAAUGAAUUGGCCAACAAAGAAUUUCUGAAUAGAUCACAUCAUUUUUUGCUUUAAAAAAAUCUAACUGUUCUGCUCAUAAAUAUGCUGAUGUUAAAUGUGAAAACAAUUUAGGAAAUUAAGAUGAAUUUCAGAACUACCAAACAGGAGAUAAAAACAGCCUGUCUAAUCUCACAUUGUGUUCACAUAAUCCUCUUUUAUUUUAGGCAGAGUAAUGAUAUGGAUAUAAUGAUAUAUACAUCUUGACAUGUAUCUAUGAAUACUAUGUUCUAUAUGUCCUGCUUUUAAAAGACACAAAAAGUCAAACUACAGGAAAUAAGACACCACCUGAACAUUAGGAAGAACUUCCUCACUGUGAGAGCUGUUCAGCAGUGGAACUCUCUGCCCCAGAGUGUGGUGGAAGCUCUUUCUUUGGAAGCUUUUAAGCAGAGUCUGGAUGGCCAUCUGUCAGGGGUGCUUUGAAUGUGAUUUUCCUGCUUCUUGGCAGGGGGGUUGGACUGGAUGGCCCAUGAGGUCUCUUCCAACUCUAUGAUUCUAUGUUCAACUCCUAUUGCUUUUAAUGUUUUUUCCUAAUACCAUGCAAUAUUGCAUAGAUAUAUAUUUCAACAUACCCUGUCUGUUCAUCUGUCUGUUACAGUUAUGUCAUAUUGGAACAUCUACUGAAAUCUGCAGUAUUUUCAGUCACUGUUUGGAAACUAGGUAGCUAAUGAAUAACAUGUAUGGUCUAUGUACAAACACUGAAGAUUAAAGUCAAUUGGAGUUUCACUAUGAACUUGGGAAGAGGUGAAUUGCUAAAUGUAUCCUUAGCUCUUUGGGCACAACUUACUCAAAUGGAAGCUACUUCUCAAAGGAGGAUCACAUAAUGCAGAAAAAUAGUACAGAGUGGUUUUCACUGAUCAUUAGCAUUCCAAUACAAAUAGCUUGUUUUGAUACAUAUCUGCAAUUUGAUAGAGAAAGACAUCCAUAAUCAAGUCAUGUUCAUAGCGAUGAAACUGGAUCAAGCUGUAAGCUCAUGAAUAUCCUUUACUGUAUUAGAGACCAAUAUCCUGUGAGGCUUCAGUGAGUCCCAUCACAGGUCAUACAUCAUACAGAGAGCUUUUAGAUCACUCGAGACGCUGAGGGAUGUCUACAUGCAUUAGCUCUAUGAUAAAGUCAGUAAAAUGUCUCUCACUUAACCAGCAACAGCUGACAAAACCUCCACCCAAGGCAAAAAACAGCUGUUCGGUUACCUUUUUCAUGAUAAUGAUACAAAGACAGUAAAAACCACGAACCUGAUUUAUAAGUUACCUUGCUUUAGAAAGUCUAUUUUAAAUGUAGAGCAAGCUAUAGAGUCCCAUACCCUCUUAACUGACAGUAAGCAUUAUUGAACUCACUGCAACUUACUUCUGAGUAAAUAUGUAUAGGAUCGUGUUGUUAAAAUACUGUUCAAUCUGAAUCCUGUGCUUUAUAAUUUUGUAAAGGAAUGAGUCAAACUGCUACGCUUCCAUGUCUAGUUGGAAGAUACCAUUCAACCCAGGAUCCGUGGUAGCUAGGAAUAGGUAAAGGUAAAGGUUUCGCCUGAUGUGAAGUCCAGUCGUGACCGAUUCUGGGGGUUGCUGCUCCUCUCCAUUUCUAAGCCGAAGAGCCAGCUUGUCCGUAGACACCUCCAAUGUCAUGUGGCCGGCAUGACUGCAUGGAGUGCCGUUACCUUCCCGCCAGAGCGGUACCUAUUGAUCUACUCACAUUGGCAUGUUUUUGAACUGCUAGGUUGGCAGAAACUGGAGCUAACAGCAGCCGCUCCCGCUGCUCCCAAGGUUUGAACCUGGGACCUUUCGGUCUGCAAGUUCAGCAGCUCAGCCCUUUAACACACUUCCCACCGGGACUCCUUAGCUAGGAAUAGGCAUGUUGUAUUAAGAACAAUGCCUGGUUGGAUUGAUAACCAAGAAUGCCUUGUGAAAGAAACAAAACCCAGUCCAAGUCACACAAAAGUUACAAAAUCAAUAAAUUGCUUAUUCACUGGGUAUAGCUUGGAAAAGUGUCACCUCUUUAUUCCAUUCAUUUGCCCUACUAUUAGCCUGCUUAAAGGCACAUGAAAUCCUACAUUUUAUAUUGAUCAGUAUGUGAAUAAGAAAACACGGACAGCUUGUACAGAACUCUAUUUUAAAAUGUUUGGUCUUAUUAGUGCUGUUUUCCGAAUUUACAGUAGAGUCUCACUUAUCCAACAUAAACGGGCCGGCAGAACGUUGAAUAAGUGAAUAUGUUGGAUAAUAAGGAGGCAUUAAGGAAAAGCCUAUUAAACAUCAAAUUAGUUUAUGAUUUUACAAAUUAAGCGCCAAAACAUUAUGUUAUACAACAAAUUUGACAGAAAAGGUAGUUCAAUAUGCAUUAAUGCACCAAAAUAUCACGAUAUAUUGAAAACUGACUACAAAAAUGCGUUGGAUAAUCCAGAACGUUGGAUAAGCAAGUGUUGGAUAAGUGAGACUCUACUGUACAUGCAUCUAUUCAGUAGUAGCUAGCAAUUGCUACUAAAGUACUCAGUUGAACAUGGAAAAGCAAGUUCGCCUAGAUAUUACAUUAUUCUUGAUGCUUCCAUAGGAUGACGCUCUAAUUCUGUGCUUUAAAGACACAGUGUCAUCCUCCAAAGCUGAGCUUGAAUUCACCACAUGGAACAAAGUAAUAUGUGUAUCCUAAGUCCCUGAAGCAAUUUUGUCCAAAUCGUCUCUCUACUACUUUACUCAGAUAGUAUGUUUCAUCUGGCAAAACCACUGAGAUACACAAUGUGCUCAGGGAAGCCCCAACAUGUGUAGAAUCUAUAUAUAUAAAAGAGUGAUGGCAUCAGGGCAGCGGACAAAACAACAAAACUACAGGCCCCCCAACCUCGAAAUUUGACAACACAACCCAUCAUUCAUGGCUCUAGGUUGAUACAACAAAAAGAAAAGAAAAAUAAAGUCCUAAUUACAGGGAGAGGAAUAAUAGUUUUUAUCCAAUUGCUGCCAGUUUGAAGGCUAAGCUCCACCCACUUGGUCUCCUAGCAACCUACUCAGUCCAGGGGACAGGCAUAGUUAGGCCUCACUUAGGCCUCUUCCACAGAUUAUCAGAUUUUAACUGGAUUAUAUGGCAGUGUAGACUCAAGGCCCUUCCACACAGCUAUAUAACCCAUUUAGAAUCUUAUAUUAUCUGCUUUGAACUGGAUUAUCGUGACUCCACACUGCCAUAUAAUCCACUUCAGUGUGCAUACUAAACAUAAAGACUACCAUACAACAGACAUUCAAUACCACCACUACCUCAACAAUUUCUUACCAACACCACCAGACAACGCCACAGCAACGCGUGGCUGGGCACAGCUAGUCUAUAUAUAUAAAAGGGUAAUGAAAUUUCGGCCUAGGGCAAAACAACAAAACUACACAUCCCAGAAACACUAAACUUGGCUGCACAACCCUUCAUCCAUGCCUCUACAUUCAUACAACAAAAAGCUCCAGCUACUCCAGAAAACGGCCAGGCUUUGAGACUGCAAGGCUAUUCACUACUAUUCCACCUGGCCGACAAAUGAUUCCCAUAAGCCACAGCAACGCGUGGCCGGGCAAAGCUAAUUUUAUAUAUAAAAAGAUUUAGCAGGACAAGGAUUAAAAAACAGUCCAGUGAAGACCAAGCAUUGUCCGUGGCUGAGAAACUUGCUCCAUCUUCUAUGUGACAUUCCUUCAGAUAUUUAAUAUCACAUCAUCUCUCAGUCUUCUCAUCUCCAAACAAAUAAACCCAGCUCUCUCCAUUGUUCAUAAAAAAAGUCUUUGAUCAUCUUGGUUGCGUCUUUCUCUGAAUCUUCUCAGAAACACUGCUGUUAGGACUGUACCCUUUGCAAUGUAGUGUCCUCCAACAGUGAUACUCAGCUUUAACUCUCAGAAGCCCUGCCUGGGAUCACAAACCGUCAGGGAUUUUGGGAACUGAAGCUCAGUAAAAUCUGGAGCUCUGGAACCCUGGUUUUUAUAUCGCACUCUUGGAUAGUGUUGUAACACCGCUAUAUGCCUUUCAGUUAUGAGAAGAAAUAAUCCAGAAGCUAGAUAAGGUUCAAUGGAGUACUUGGUUGCACUGAACAAUAUUUGGAAAUGUCAUGAUGUGUUAAGACGUACAAGAGAAUCUAAACAAUACCCAAUACCUGGCAUAGUAAAGUCAUAAAAAAUCCAACAUUAACCCCAUCUCUUAGGAAAAUAAUAGGUUCUUAGCACUGAACAAACAACUGCCUGAGCCUAGACUUUUUUAAAUUAACAUUUCCCUUAGUAUUGCAUUAAUGCUUGACAUUAUAUCUCCCUUUCCCCUUCCCCCCCAAAACACACUUUUUUUUUCCUUUGACAGAUUUGUAAAUAUCCAUUGUGGCAAGUAUUGUAUAUAUUUUACGUCAGAUCCAUCUCUAUCCCACUGCAUAUACCCAUAGCUUGCAGUGUAACAUUUGGUUGUGCAUGGAGCUGCAGCAAACUUUCUGUCUGUUUCCAGAGCCUUAAGCAUGGUGCGUGCCCUGAUAUUUGAAUGUAGAAGACAUUUUACAGCUUAACUGAUUUUUUAUACUUUUCUUAAUUAUUUUGAACGAACUGAAGUUGGAAAAGGAUAACUGGACACUGAAUAUUUAACUUGGAUAGAAAUUGCUUUUCGGGGAAAUGUUUGAUAAAAAUAAGAUGUAAAGAAUCAAUAGCCAGUAUUUGUUUUAUAUUUGUCUAGAAGAAAACAAGUGCUGUUAUUUGAAAGACAUUUGAUUUGUUCACAACAGGAGAAACUAUGUGACAGAACCACUCUUUUUAAUACAGUAGAGUCUCACUUAUCCAACAUAAACGGGCCAGCAGAACGUUGGAUAAGCGAAUAUGUUGGAUAAUAAGGAGAGAUGAAGAAGCCUAUUAAACAUCAAAUUAGGUUAUGAUUUUACAAAUUAAGCACCAAAACAUCAUGUUAUACAACAAAUUUGACAGAAAAAGUAGUUCAAUAUGCAGUAAUGCUAUGUAGUAAUUACUGUAUUUAUGAAUUUGGCACCAAAAUAUCACGAUUUAUUGAAAACAAUGACUACAAAAAUGCAUUGGAUAAUCCAGAACAUUGAAUAAGUGAAUGUUGGAUAAGUGAGACUCUACUGUAAUUGUAACCACUGUCUGGACAAAAAUCAUCUAUGUUUUUGGGGGUGAAAUAUAAACAGGCAAAGCACAUAUUGUCAGUAAGCUUUCCAAAGUCUGCGCUUCUGAAGAACUAUUUCAUCAGAGAUAUUCCUAAUAGACAAGUUUGAAGGAGUCCAAAGUCAUUAAGAUUCAUGGGAUAGAUAACACGUAGAGAAAGCCAAUUUGCAAAAGGAAAAAUAAGUAAUUGCCUAAUGAAAACUUGUUGACAUUAUCUGAAGUUUUGGUGUGACAUUAUAUACGAAUGGCUGUAUUUAUGUAUUUAUUUGUCCAAAUUGUACAUAUUGUUUUCUCUAGCGUAAUUGUCUAAAAGUGCUUUCUUCUAGUUGAACAGUAUUAUCUAGGGGUCACGGGGGUGUCAGCCAAGCUGCUAAUCAAAUUUUAUAUUUAUGAACAAUAAUGUUUUAAAAAGAUUAAAAAUGAAAAUUGUCCUGUACACUUUACUUUUUGUCACUCCUUACUGAAAUAUAAACUAGAGCAGCACGAAGCUAAGCUACAGCCACAUUGGAUGAGGACAAAGUGUUUGCUGAUCAUUUUUUUAAAAAACUGGGAAAAUAAAUUACGGGGGCAAAACCCUA